UUCGCGACGGAGAAAACCCAUUUACGCCCAAGGCCCAUGUGAUUCGGUACUGGAACUAAGCGGUCCAAAACGACGCAGAGAAACUGUCGUUUCUGCUCUCAAAGGCCUCGCCAUUGAGAGCGGUGAAGUCGGCAGCUUUCGUAGAACUCGCGGCUCAGAACGCUCUCUCGACUCGGCUCCCUGAGUUCUGUUCCUGUGCGAACCUCCUCUACUUCCCCGAUGUCGGCCAGAGCCUCGAAAAUCAGGACGGCGACACGAACUUCACCGCCUACUCGACCAAGAACUUCACAAACUAUGGGACGACUCGAUGGGCAGGGGUAGACACCAUCGGCCGUCGACCCAGAUAUUACUCCCCACAGUAGUAAUGUUGUUGUUAAUAGCUAUAAGGAUGCGUGUUGAUACUCAGAUUCACCCGUCGCAGCUGUAUAUCCGGAAAGGGACGUUUGUGGAAGUGGGCAAAGGAAUAUCACCGAACUUUGAACAAGUUUUGGAAUUACUGUUGAAUAAGGAAGAGUUUCUGGCUUUUGCACCAGACACCGAAGAAACAAAGUCAAUGAUUAACAUAAUAUCGGUUAAAUUUCCCCUCUUGAAGAAUGUUUCUAGAGUUUACAAAGAUGAACAGGAGCUGGAAACCUAUAUAGGCUCAGAUCUCUAUGGUACCUGCAAUCAAAUAAUGUAAGUCGUACUUUUGUAUCACAGUAUGGAUCUGAGGGAAAUUCCCUUGAAAUGAAUUUCGAUUAUAGUUGGGACUGGAGAAGUAUGAAAGACUAGUGGAGAAAUGCAAAUUACCAAAAUUGUUUCUUUUGA
This is a messenger RNA of Prunus avium (sweet cherry), 807 nucleotides long. NCBI's taxonomy places the organism in Eukaryota, Viridiplantae, Streptophyta, Magnoliopsida, Rosales, Rosaceae. The record is from RefSeq and is a predicted model, not a curated record.